Messenger RNA from Aptenodytes forsteri (emperor penguin), 2090 nucleotides. RefSeq names its product collagen alpha-2(XI) chain. The transcript has 23 exons. The annotation marks the transcript as partial. NCBI's taxonomy places the organism in Eukaryota, Metazoa, Chordata, Aves, Sphenisciformes, Spheniscidae. Gene Ontology annotation, molecular function: extracellular matrix structural constituent. The record is from RefSeq and is a predicted model, not a curated record.
GAGAGCCCGUGGACGUGCUGAAGGUCCUCCAGCUCCACUCCCUGCCCGAAGGCGUCAAGAAGGUGCCGGGUUUCUGCUCCCAACGCGGUGCCGCCUCCGACGGCGCCUACCGGAUAACGCGGCGGGCGCGGCUCAGCGCGCCCACCCGGCAGCUCUUUGCUGGUAAGCGGGCGAAACCGGGCCUGCCAGGACCGCAGGGACCCAACGGCUUCCCGGGACCCAAAGGACCCCCUGGUCCCCCCGGCAAGGAUGGACUCCCCGGGCACCCUGGGCAGCGAGGAGAAGUCGGCGAGGUGGGCGAGCCGGGACAGAAGGGCAGCAAAGGCAACAAGGGCGAGCACGGUCCUCCUGGUCCCCCUGGGCCCAUCGGGUCGGUCGGGCAGCCCGGAGCCGCCGGGGACCCCGGUGAAUCGGGAGCCCCGGGAAUCCAAGGGGAGCCAGGAGUCAAGGGGCCUCGGGGAGGGCGGGGGGAGACGGGGCAGCCCGGGGCUGCCGGUGCCGCCGGGCCGCCUGGAGGGAAAGGGCCCCCCGGCGAUGACGGGCCCAAGGGCAACCCUGGUCCCGUUGGCUUUCCAGGCGAUCCCGGACCCCCAGGUGAAAUGGGUCCCAGGGGCCAGGAUGGCACCAAGGGCGAGCGUGGGGAGGACGGCGAGCCCGGGGAGCCGGGCUCGCCAGGUCCAACAGGCGAGAACGGUCCUCCCGGUCCCCUGGGGAAGAGGGGCCCAGCCGGCUCCCCCGGCCCCGAGGGGCGUCAGGGUGAGAAAGGCAUGAAGGGAGAACCGGGCGCAGUGGGUGCUCCUGGCAAGACGGGUCCCGUGGGGCCCCAGGGCCUUGCUGGGAAGCAGGGCCCUGACGGUCUCAGAGGUCUGCCCGGCUCGGUGGGAGAACAAGGCAAACCGGGCACCACAGGCCAGGCUGGGCCGCCAGGACCAGUGGGCCCCCCGGGUCUCCCCGGCCUCAAAGGCGACACCGGUGCCAAAGGAGAGAAGGGCCACCCUGGUCUCAUCGGCCUGAUCGGCCCCCCAGGGGAGCAGGGGGAGAAGGGAGACCGAGGCCUCCCCGGCCCCCAGGGCUCCAUGGGGCAGAAAGGAGAAACUGGGAUCCCUGGUGAUACUGGACCCAUCGGCCCCGCUGGCCCCCCCGGACUUCCCGGCCCAGCUGGUCCCAAAGGUGCCAAGGGAGCCAUGGGCCAAGCAGGACCCAAAGGUGAACGUGGACCCCCGGGACCCCCCGGACACCCGGGCCCCCCCGGGGAGGUGAUCCAGCCCCUGCCGAUCCAGUUGCCCAAGAAGAGCAAGCGCUCCAUCGACGCCAGCAAGCUGGUGGACGAAGAGGAGGGUGAGGACGGAGACAGAGCAGCCGCCGACCAGGCGGCCCGCGACUACACCGACGGCAUGGAGGAGAUCUUCGGCUCCCUCAACUCCCUCAAGCAGGAGAUCGAGGGGCUGCGGCGCCCGAUGGGAACCCGGGACAACCCUGCCCGCACCUGCCAGGACCUGCAGCUCAGCCACCCAGGCCUGCCUGAUGGCGAGUACUGGAUUGACCCCAACCAGGGCUGCGCCCGAGACUCUUUCAAGGUUUACUGCAACUUCACAGCAGGCGGGGAGACCUGCGUCUUUCCCAGCAAGGAUGUACAGGAGGUGAAGGUGUCGGCGUGGGAGAAGGAGGUGCCUCAGCGGUGGUUCAGUCAGUUCCAGGAGGGCAGCAGGUUCUCCUACGUGGACUCGGACAGCCAGCCCCUCGGCGUGGUGCAGCUGACCUUCCUACGGCUCCUCAGCGUCUCUGCCCGCCAGAACUUCACCUACCACUGCCACCGCUCGGUGGCCUGGCACAGCACCACCUCCCGGGACCACCAGCGUGCCCUCCGCUUCCUGGCUGCCAACGAGGAGGAGCUCAGCUACGACACCAGUCCCUACAUCAAAGCUGUGAUGGACGGCUGCGCGGCACAAAAGGGCUCCAGCCGGACGGUGCUAGAGGUGAGCACGCCCCGCCUGGAGCAGCUCCCGCUGCUGGACGUGCGCGUCAUGGACUUUGGUGAGCCCGGCCAGAGGUUCGGGUUCGAGGUGGGCCCAGUCUGUUUCCUCGGCUAG